GUGUCCUGUCCCUCCAUGCCUUGUCCCCAGUCCCUCUCCAGCUCUCCUGGAGCCCCUUCAGGCCCUGCAAGGGGCUCUCAGGUGUCCCUGGAGCCUUCUCUUCUCCAGGUGACCCGGGGCACCGCCACACGCCGCAGCCGCCUCAAGCGCUCGGACGGCAGCACCACCUCCACCAGCUUCAUCCUGCGCCAGGGCUCAGCAGAUUCGUACACGAGCAGACCCUCGGACUCUGAUGUCUCUUUGGAAGAGGACAGGGAAGCAAUCCGCCAGGAAAGGGAGCAGCAGGCAGCCAUCCAGCUUGAGAGGGCCAAGUCCAAACCGGUAGCAUUUGCUGUGAAGACCAACGUGAGUUACUGUGGAGCUCUGGAUGAAGAUGUCCCUGUGCCAAGCACUGCCAUCUCUUUCGAUGCCAAGGACUUCCUGCACAUCAAAGAGAAAUACAACAACGACUGGUGGAUAGGGCGGCUGGUGAAGGAGGGCUGCGAGAUCGGCUUCAUCCCCAGCCCCCUGCGGCUGGAGAACAUCCGCAUCCAGCAGGAGCAGAAGAGGGGCCGCUUCCAUGGAGGGAAAUCCAGUGGGAAUUCUUCUUCAAGCCUUGGAGAAAUGGUUUCUGGCACAUUUCGGGCCACACCCACUGCCACAGCAAAACAGAAACAGAAAGUGACAGAGCAUAUUCCCCCCUAUGAUGUAGUGCCAUCAAUGAGACCUGUUGUCUUGGUGGGUCCAUCACUCAAAGGCUAUGAGGUGACAGACAUGAUGCAGAAAGCUCUCUUUGACUUCCUGAAGCACAGGUUUGAUGGCAGGAUAUCCAUAACCAGAGUGACAGCUGACAUCUCCCUGGCCAAGAGGUCUGUGCUCAACAACCCCAGCAAGAGGGCCAUCAUCGAGCGCUCCAACACCCGCUCCAGCCUGGCUGAAGUGCAGAGCGAGAUUGAAAGGAUCUUUGAGCUGGCAAGGUCCUUACAGCUGGUUGUCCUGGAUGCAGACACCAUAAAUCACCCUGCCCAGCUCAUCAAGACAUCUUUAGCCCCAAUUAUUGUCCACGUGAAAGUGUCCUCUCCAAAGGUUCUGCAGCGACUGAUCAAGUCCAGGGGCAAGUCACAGAGCAAACACUUGAAUGUGCAGCUGGUGGCAGCUGAUAAACUGGCACAGUGCCCACCAGACAUGUUUGACGUGAUCCUGGACGAGAACCAGCUGGAGGACGCGUGCGAGCACCUGGCCGAGUACCUGGAGGCGUAUUGGCGAGCCACCCACACCACCAGUACCACCCCCCUGACCCCCCUGCUGGGCAGGAACCUGGGAUCCACCGCCCUGUCCCCGUAUCCCGCUGCCAUCUCGGGACUGCAGAGCCAGCGCGGGCGGCGCGGCCCCCCGGCCCCGGACGGCUCUCCCGCCGAGCGCCGCGGCCUCGGCCCCCCGGACGAGAACUACCACAGCGACAGGGCUCGCAAGAGCAGGAACCGCCUGUCUUCCAGCUCCCAGCACAGCCGAGACCACUACCCCCUCGUGGAGGAAGAGUUCUCCGACUCGUACCAGGACUCCUACAAACCCCACCGGACCCGGGGGUCCCCCGGCGGGUACAGCCACGACUCCCGGCACCGGCUGUGAGCCGCCACCAGGAUUGCUCCCGGGAGAACCUCCCAUCCCCGUAGCUUAGGAACGAGAUCCGAGUCAUCUCCGUGCGGCGGGUGUGACACCCGACACUGCGGGUGUGCGCUCUGCUCUCAUUGAUGUUAAUUCGGGGCGACGAAACCCCACCCGGCCCUUCCGUUUCUGCCCGUUCAUGGGGGUUGUUUUGGGGCUUGGUUUUGGUUUUGGUACAUUUGAUGCAUUUAUAGCCGUAUUUUUUUCUUGUCCUUAGGUAUUAGACACGUCCGUUUGUAAUUUCGGGUACCUAUCGAGGCACUUAUAAAACGAUUUCCUCUGCUGGAAAUUCCAAAUGACCAGUUCCAGUUGGAACCAAUUUAUAAACCAAUUCCUGUUGGAAUUUGGGUGAAUUGACUGGAAAGUCGACGUGAGCAUGUUGCAAACAGUUGGGAAAAAAACCAACCAAACAAACAAACACAAACAUACAAAGAAAAAUCUGACAAUUAAAAAAAUCACUGGAAGCCACAAAGUCAGCUCCGGUGUUUGUUUGCUGGAAUUUCCGCUUCCAGUUAGAAUAAAAGGGUUUCUAUUCUGCUGAUUUACUUCCAGAAUGGCUUUUUUCACACAAACCAAAUGUAAACUCUCUAGAGUGCCAAAUAUCCCAAAUUAUUGCAGCAGUGACAAAACACUUUCCAGUUUGACGUUAUUUUUAGACCUGGCACGAAUGUUGCAGCCAAAUUCUUGAUUUUAGCCAGUCCUGAUGGUUUUGUCAGGACCAGCAGGGAGGAACUGAGACAGGAGAAGCGAAAUAGGAACAGGAAAAGGAACAAACUCCGUAGUUUGUGUGGUUGGAAGUUGGGAAUAGCUUUUUUAUCCUCUCGUUUACCUGAGUACAGCUCCGAGUCCCCAGAUGGGACAGGAGUGUAGAGACAUCAGAUUUUUCUCCCGUUUUGCUCCUGCCUUUUAAGUGGGAAACACUCCCCUCCCCUUGCCCGGUGUGUGGAGUACCUGCAUUCCAGUACACCCAUGUUCCAUCUUCCCAAAUCCGCCUCUGAAUGUCUGAAAUUCCAGCGUCGCACAAGAACUCUCCGAAGAUCAGGUUCCAUUUCCCUCAUGAAAUCCAGGGGAAGGGAGUGGGGUUAACCAGUCACCACGGACUGGCCAGAACUGCAAUAAAAAGGGAAUACCAGACAGAAAUCUGCUCCCAGGGAGGCCCUAGGGCUGACUCAAAGCCUUGGAUCCCAUGAGAAAUCCUUGGAGAUAUCACUGCCUUACUUCCUGCCAGUCAUUUAUUCCACCUCCUGAGUGCUGAGUUCCUUUGAACAGGUGAAUUUCUGGGAUUGGACCUUGUGUCUUACACGAGCAGUGAAGCCUUAGAUCCAAUGGGAUUGAAAACUGACCCCACCUGACCAUUUUGUACAACCAGAGCCUCCCGAAAUUCCCCACCUCGUGCGUGCCCUAAAAUUGGCACAGUUGUGCUGAACUUGCAUUUUUCAUGCAGGUUCUUGGCAAAACUGCUCAUUUUUUCAAGAGUGACCAUCCUUAACUUUCCUAUUUGCUUGUUUUCCUCCCAGAGCCUGCUGAAGUCAGGCUUUGACAGCAUGUAGCACUAAAGGAAUUUCUGGAAUAUUAUGGUUUCUUCUUUCUGGACCAGCUGGCAAAGCCCACUGGCGUUUCCAGCGUCCUGGAGCCUCGUUAUCUUCUCGAGGUUAACGAGAGCAGUCAUUAAUCUCCCUUGGGGGACACCCCACACUGACACGUCUCCAGCAGCACUGAAAGGUGGCAGAUGAUGAUUAAUUAUUUGUAAUAACUCCACUGUCCAACAGGCAGCUCCAGCCCCGCUGGGUGAUCCCAGUGGACCCGUUCCCAGGAUAAAAGUGGGAAUGCCUGCAUCCACUGGAGUCACAGAGUGGGGAUGGACCUGCCAGCCCUGGUGCUGCCCGAUUUCCUCCGCCUGAAGAUGCCCAAGGAGCUGAGGAAACACGGCAGGAUCCGGCCUGGGAGCAGCAGCUGCAGCUGCCUCCUCCAGCAUUCCCUGCUCCAGGAAGUGCCCAGCCCUUUCCCCAUGUACAGCACAGCACCUGCAUGAGAAAGGAGGCCUGAGGAGAACAUUGCUCUCAGCCUUGCCCAGUGCCCUGUUAGUGCAUGGCAGUCCUGGUGGCAGGGGAGCCCUAGAACCCUCCCAGCAGCUGCUUCUCCUCCUCCUGCAGUAGCAUUAGGGAUCAUUAGGGAUCAUUAGGGAUCAGCUCAUUAACUGCUUGCAGAUAUUUGCAGAUUUGCAGGUCGCUGCCAAGCACCCACAUAGAUUUUUUAGAGCCUUUUGGAGCCUUGUUUUUAAGUCUUCCACGUCAGGCCAGGCAAGGGAAGGAUCCACACCUGCACAAACCCAGCCCCUGAAGCAUCUCAAGUGCCAAAACUGCUUGGGUUGGAUAGAAAGAAGCUUGUGAGGGAAGUCUUGGAUUGUCCUGAGGUCCUUUAUUACCUGGGCUUAAAUUGGAUUUAGUCCCGUGUGUAAUUAAUUUCUCCCACUGCCCAUUCCAUUUUAACACAGGGCACCAGUCAGGAGUGAUCCAGGUUUCCUUCCUUGCGGGGGAUGUUUAUCCUUUGAAGAUAGAUACAUCUGUAAGUACAAACGUGCCAGCUGUGCUGUAGAUUCUUCAUUUAUCCAAAAGAGUCUGUUUUAAACACACUGUAAUGAGUGAAAGCAGUGCUGGGGAUCGGAAUUUCUGUCAGAAUUCCAGCACUGCUGUAUUGGGAGUGAUUUCAAACUGGGAAGUUCAUGUCUUCCUGACUUUAUUCAGACCCAUUUUCCAGGCCCUGCAUCAUUUCUCCUUGUCGUUACAGCCCUGUUGAAGAUCAGAGCUCUGUCCCCAGCUCUGGCUCAGGGCCAGGAGGAAUUUUUUUACAGUUUUGUUGUUAUCUGAGCUCCUCACUGGGACACUCUGGGAUUGAUGAUUUAGCCAAUGAAGGUGAGAAAAACAAUCUCUGCAGACAAAAUUCGGUGCGUUCCUACGUUUGUGAAUCAAUUAAUGAAGGAUUUUAAAGCUCUUAAACCCACUUUAGAGAUUGUUAAUUGUGAAAUUUUAACUCCAGACCCUUUCUCUGGGGCAAGUUGUAUUAGACAUGUUCAGGUUCUUUUACUGGUGCCAAACAUUUAUCCCGUGGGAUUUACCCAGCUGAUGAUAUUUGUAACUUUGUGUUCAGUUUGAUGCCAAAUCCUCAGAAAUCAGUUUGGUCUCAGCUCCGCAGAAUUCCCUGAAACAUCCCAGGAUCUCCUGCCUUUCCUGACUUUACCAUUCCAGAAUAAUUUUGCUAAUCCUGUUGCUCCAUAACCCACUGAUUUGGGUAAGUCAGGGUUUCUGAUACCCAUUUUUAAUUCAAUAAUGGAUUAAAUGUGUCCUCUUUCUUUGCCAAGUUCAGUCCUUCUGAAGCUUGUCCUUGAUUCCCGAUGGUUUUUUAAGGCAAAAUAAUUGGAGACCACAAAUGAAAAAAAUCAGAGUUUGUUUUAUAUGGGAAAAUAAAGGUGUGUCUUUAAAAAUAAAGGGAAACUUUAAUAAUGUUGUGAAAUAUAUGUAAGGAAUUAACUUGGAGGAAGAGCAAAAAGUGUUCCUUAGGGUUGAAAUGUUAGGAUUGAAAUUUAAGAUUUCUUUCAUUAUGUGUGGAAUCCACUCAAGGAUUGGAGUACUGUCAGUAAAUCCAUACAAGGAAUUUGGGGAGAAGGUGGGAAUUCUUUAAAAUGUUCCUGAGUGUGUCAUUCCUUUAUUCCUUUGGAACUGGGAGUAGCCUUGGCUUGGUCUCAGGGAUGGUUUUUAGACCUGCCUUCUCCCCCCAGAUUCCCACCUGGAGCAGAUCCCACUCCUGUCUUCUCCAGGAGCAAGGUCUGACCAGAAAUGUCCCCUCCUGACCAUCACCUGCCUUACCAGUGUUCCCUGAAAACCAAAAUGUUCUUAAAUUUACCCCCCUUGUCCCCUCCGGAGGGAAUUCCCGGAGUGAGGAGAUCUCAUGGGCAGGACGAAAUAAUCUGUUCUACCAACGGUGUAAAACCAGAGCAAGGAAAAAAAGCACAUCUGUAAUAGCACAAAUUUCCCAGAAUCCCACUCCUGCCUUUGGCAUCGUGUUUUUGGGGAGCAGGGGGCAGUUUUUGACCCAGCAGCAGUGGAUUUAUGGCAUUUUUGAUCCCUUUCCUCGCUGCCUGAUCCUUCAGCAGCUGGUUUUGGCAUUUUGCACACGGGAUUGAUUUUUCAAUAACCUGUAUUCCUUCCAUGUCAGUGAAUUAAAUGACAGAAGCUUUUAAAAUCCAAGAGCCCAGUGCAUCCAUUUCUGCUGGAAUCACAUAAAUUCCUUCAGUUUUGGCCAGUGUGUAGAUUUUGGGGUGUGACUGAUGAAUAUCCCACGGCACACCAGGGGCUACCGAGGUCAGGAAUGAGAGACUCCCAGCAAAGAUAUUUUUGAGGGCUCCAGAGCUCUGAGGUGGGGGAGAGAAGAGUCACAGCACCCAAAAAUUCCACUGAUAAUAUUCCUGAGAAUUUCAAACCUAAAGGGAAGUGAGGUGUGUGGGGCCAAGGGCUGGGACACACCUGAGUCUCUUCUCGUGCAGAGAGGGAGAGUCAGCCAGGCCCUAAAUCACCCCAAAUGCAAAUCCUGGGUAAGUGGAGGGGGAAGAAGGAUGGGAACAGUCAUUCCAACUGCAAACUCUGCACCUUGGGCUUCUCAGACCCCGGGAAAUCUCUGUUUCUCAGCCAAACUGGGUCCCAGGGGGAGCUGGGCAGCGCUGCCUGCAGCCUCCCUGGGAGCCAGGCCAGAGUCUGGUGAAGACACUGCUGCCUUUGCUGGGAAAACACUUCCCCAAGCUGGUGUUUUCUGCUGGUUUGCCCUUUGUUUCCCCCCUAGAUCCUGUGUGUGUAGCACCCGACAAGGCAUGUGGGUCCAAUAUACUAUGCAAUGUGUACAGUGGUGCAUGCUCUGCUCUCCCUCUGCUUUUAGUGGCUUUCAAAGAAAAACUCAAAAAAAAAAAAAAAGGAAAAAAAUUAUAAAUAAAAUAAAACUAAAAGUGGUGUUAUUUUUGUGACCAGGAUCAUGCAGACUUGCAUGCCCAUAGUAUCCUCAUUUCUAUGGAUUCGUUUUCUGGAAUUUAGAUGUACAAAAGAUGAACUGCAUUACAAUUAACUUUUCUACAAUAAAUGAGCCAAAAGUACAAACUGC
This is a messenger RNA of Myiozetetes cayanensis, 6789 nucleotides long. It is a transcript of the gene CACNB4, whose product is annotated as calcium voltage-gated channel auxiliary subunit beta 4. Bases 16 to 1608 code for a protein of 530 amino acids. Gene Ontology annotation, molecular function: high voltage-gated calcium channel activity; protein binding. The record is from RefSeq and is a predicted model, not a curated record. NCBI's taxonomy places the organism in Eukaryota, Metazoa, Chordata, Aves, Passeriformes, Tyrannidae. The transcript has 14 exons. Gene Ontology annotation, biological process: neuromuscular junction development; chemical synaptic transmission; calcium ion transmembrane transport. Gene Ontology annotation, cellular component: voltage-gated calcium channel complex.